This is a messenger RNA of Papilio machaon (common yellow swallowtail), 1864 nucleotides long. Its product is annotated as organic cation transporter protein. Gene Ontology annotation, biological process: transmembrane transport. The record is from RefSeq and is a predicted model, not a curated record. Gene Ontology annotation, cellular component: membrane. The coding region runs from base 163 to 1794 and encodes 543 amino acids. NCBI's taxonomy places the organism in Eukaryota, Metazoa, Arthropoda, Insecta, Lepidoptera, Papilionidae. Gene Ontology annotation, molecular function: transmembrane transporter activity. The transcript is spliced from 6 exons.
CAUAAUUAAUCUGUGACAUUUUUAUCGCGCAUGCGUCGACAAACGUCAAAAAGCUUAGUCGAAACAAGCGUCAAAAUAACACGUGUUUGUAAAAACGUGCAAAUGUUAACAAAUGUUGUAUUAAUAAUUAAGUUUUUGUAAUAUUAAUUUAUUUAUUAAAUAAUGGCUAAUGCCGUUAGUGCUAGUGAAACGAUUGAUCUCGAUUCUAUUUUAAAACAGCUCGGCGCUUUUGGAAAAUAUAACAUUGUUAAUUAUGCUUUGUUAUUAUUCCCCAUUUUUUUGGCGGGAAUGUAUGGAUCUGUGUUUGUGUUCGAGGCUCCAGAUAUAAGUUACAGAUGCGAAAUCAGCCAAUGUGAAGGUACCAAUGAAAGUUUUUGGGUAGAACACGCGAUACCUAGAGAUAAAAACGAAUUAUCAAAAUGCAAGCAGUACCAAUUUAUUGGAAACUACAGUCAAAGUAAUAGAACGUGCAGUGAACCAGAUUUCAAUAAAGCUGUUAUAGAACAAUGUGAAAAAUAUGUAUAUAGUGAUGAAGAUUCAGCUGUGAAGGAUUUCAACCUCGGUUGUCAGAAUUGGAAGAGAACGUUAAUAGGUACAAUACACAACUCCGGUCUUUUCCUUUCCCUGCCAUUGACGGGGAUAAUUUCUGACAGAUACGGAAGAAAGGUCGCCCUAUCGAUAGCUUGUUUGAUGAAUGGCAUCUUUGGCUUCAUCAGAUCUUUCUCAACCAGUUACAUUAUGAUGCUUAUCUUCGAAUUUCUUGAAGCGGGUUUAGGAGCAGGGGCUUAUAGUACAGCGUUUGUAUUAGCGAUGGAACUUGUUGGACCGAAGGGAAGAGUAUUUGGUAAUACUCUAAUAAACGCUGUUUACGUUCUUGGUUUAAUGUCCCUAUCUGGUCUAUCCUGGUGGUUGCAAGACUGGAGACUGCAAAUCCGUGUAAUUUACGCUCCAGCUUUUCUGGGAUUCACAUAUUUAUGGAUUUUAAAUGAAAGUGUUAGAUGGUUAUUAAGUAAAGGUCGGCAAAACGAAGCUGUAGAUAUACUAAAGAAAGCAAUGAAAAUGAACAAAGUUGAUUUAUCCGAUGAUGUUUUAUUACCACUAUCAGAAUUAGGGAAUGCAGAAGAUACAAAGAGUAAAGAAGUAACGCCAAAGGAAGAAGAAAAAUCGUCUUUCAGUCGUGCGUUAAAAUCUAAUAUUAUUAGAAAAAGAGUGUUAGUGUGUUCGUUUUUAUGGAUUACCUGUACGUUUGUGUAUUAUGGUUUAUCAAUAAAUUCAGUGUCUUUAGCCGGUAAUAAGUAUUUAAACUUUAUGUUAGUCGCAUUCGUUGAGAUUCCUGCGAACUUUGCGUGUUUGCUUGUGUUGGACAGAUUUGGUAGGAAACGGACUUUGAUUACUACUUAUGUGUUGAGUGCCUGCCUCUGCAUCAGUCUUUCUUUAAUUCCUAAAGAUCAGAAAUGGUUGCCUCUCAUUAUCUACUUGUCUGGGAAGUUCUCCAUCACGAUAGCGUACAGCUCCGUGUACAUCUACGUGUCAGAAGUGUUUCCAACUAACGUGCGGCAAUCGUUACUGGCGGUUUGCUCCGCGUUGGGUCGCGUCGGCUCCACGUUGGCACCUCUCACACCUCUACUGGCGUUGUACUAUGACAAUCUGCCAGCGAUAUUCUUCGGCAGUAUGACUCUAGUGGCCAGUGCGCUUGUUUUCACUCUGCCAGAGACAAUCAACGUGCCUCUGCCUGACACCGUUGAAGAGGCAGAGAAAUUAUCAAGAAGAAAAGACGUAAAAGAUAACGCGUAAUCAUUCCACAAAAAAACACUCAAUGUAAUAAAUCCAAAGAAUACAUAAUUGUAUUAUUUUUUAAAUCUUU